UCGGCCACGUUAAUGUUGAGCGUGUUGUGUUUCAAAGUGUUAAGGAAGAUGCAGAGACGACACAGCAGCAUCACUGAUAACCUCCCUCCUGAAAGAAGCCGGAGUCAGACCAUCAGCUCUGAGACGAGUGUGGAUGAAGGUGGCGUCUUCGAAAGUCUCAAGACGGAAGCACCAUCUCCUCAACAGCUGUUUUCAGGACUGGGGGGCAUCCCGUCGGGCACAAUCACAGCCACCCCUUUCCAGUCGAGUUUGGUCCUUGGGUCCUCCGUAGGCGGUGGGGAGGUGUUCAUUCAGAUGCCGGCCCCGCGGGAAGAGGGGAGCAGCCGCACGGAAGGAGCACCUUACCACCACCGGCAGCCGCCCCACCACUACCACCACAGCCACCAGCGGGGAUCCUCCUUGCUGCACAUGGCCGGGGGGGACCGCCACGGACAUGCUGAGGAAGGCUCCGAAGACCAGCCUGGGACCCCAGCCCCUGCUCUUUCGGAGCUGAAAGCUGUGAUCUCCUGGCUGCAGAAGGGGCUUCCCUUCAUUAUGAUUCUCUUAGCUAAAGUGUGUUUCCAGCACAAGCUAGGAAUUGCUCUGUGCAUCGGCAUGGCCAGCACAUUUGCAUAUGCAAACUCAACUCUACGAGAACAAGUCUCUUUGAAGGAAAAGAGGUCUGUGCUGGUGGUUUUCUGGAUCCUGGUCUUUCUUGCAGGAAACACCUUGUACUUGCUUUAUACAUUCAGCUCACAGCAGCUGUACAACAGCCUCACCUUCCUGAAACCCAACCUGGAGAAACUGGAUUUCUUUGACCUGAUGUGGAUUGUGGGGAUCACCGACUUUGUGCUCAAAUACCUCACAAUUGCCUUGAAAUGCCUGGUGGUUGCCCUGCCGAAAUUCGUCCUUGCCAUCAAAUCGAAGGGGAAAUUCUAUUUGGUCAUUGAAGAACUGAGCCAGCUGUUCCGUUCCCUAAUCCCCAUCCAGUUGUGGUACAAAUACAUCAUGGGGGAUGACCCAUCCAGCAGCUAUUUCCUCGGGGGGAUUCUCCUUAUCUUGUACAGCCUCUGUAAAUCUUUCGACAUCUGUGGUCGUGUGGGAAGUGUAAGGAAAGCCUUGAAGGUCCUUUGCACUCCUCAGAACUAUGGCGUUCGUGCAACUAGCCAGCAGUGCAGCGAGGCUGGGGACAUCUGUGCCAUCUGCCAGGCUGAGUUCAGGGAACCGCUGAUCCUUCUUUGCCAGCAUGUUUUUUGUGAAGAGUGCCUUUGCCUUUGGUUUGACCGGGAGAAGACCUGUCCGCUUUGCCGUUCUGUGGCGGUGGAAACUCUGCGCUGCUGGAAAGAUGGCACCACUUCAGCUCAUUUUCAGGUUUACUAACUUCCGGUCCGUUGCAUGAAAUAAAAUAGCCAGAGCAACUCUCCUGGAGUCUGCCCCUAGCCAGUCUUACUCAGAGCCUUGGUGAAGAUAUCAAACAGUUAAAUUGCAUUCCUCUCAGAGCCCCUUUAUAUGUUCAUUUUAUACUGUGGUUAGUGUCCCUCGUGUCGCUUCCCUGAUAUAAACUUAUUGAUUUUUAUGUUUACUGUACUUCUGUGCUGCUAUUGUCAAAGUGGUACGCUACCACUGCGGUGUAAAUGUUUGUGUUCCCUCAGCUUUUGUUGUUUUGUUCUCUUCUCCUGUCAAUCAAGGUCUGUUUUCACUUCCAUGUUCAGCUUUUUUCAUCAGCUUUAACCCUUUCCUCAUUUCUUACGCUCUCCUUUCUUCCUCUCUCUGAUUUAAGAAUGAUCGUAUCACCUUAAAGGGUAGAGAGAAGAGGGAAGCAAUCCUCCCACAUUUCAACAUAUUGUAGGAGAAGGGUGUAAACAAACAAAAACUGGUAGAUGAAGAAUACAACUUUUUAAAAACCUGCAUGGAUCCAACUACUCCUACACAUCCUGGAGUAUGGUGUCUUGAUGGAGAAACAGGGUAUUUCAACCACAAUUUUAAAAAAAGUCAUACAUACACUUAUAUGAAUUCCUUUACCAAGCGAAAAUGAGCAGACCUGCGUAUCAGGCUGAAAGUGCAAAGUGGCUUGCAGGGACGUGUCUUGUUUGGAGAAUUGCACCCUCCCAGCCAGUUAGGUUGCAGGCGAGCUGCUUUCAGUAAGUUUAUUGGAAGCCUGUCCACAAAUACUGUUCCCUGCAUGGCAGUGGUGUUCACAUUGUUUCUACGCUGAUGUUCGAAGGGGGUGGCUGUGUUAAUAUUUAAUGUUUUUAAAUGUUUUUAAAUGUAUUAUUUAAUGUUUUUAAAUGUUUUUAAACAUGUUUGUAUUUGUUAUCCGCCCUGAGCCUGCGAAAGCAGGGAGGGCGGAAUAUAAAUAUAAUAAAUUAAAUUAAAUUAAAUUAAAUUAAGUCUGCUUUCACACAUGCUGAAUAAUGCACUUUCAGUGAACGUCGGUGAUCAUUUGCAAGUGGACCCUGUUUCAGACAGUAAAAUCCAGUUGCAAAGUGGACUGAAGAUGCACUGUUCGGCAUAUGUGAAAGCAACCUUGGCCUGUCUCAGCAAAAGCAACAGCAGUGUCUCACGGCACCUUAAAAGCUAACCUCUCUAUAUUGUGGUAGAAUGUUUUGUGAGCCGGAGCCCACUUCAUUGGAGGCAUGAAGUGUUAUUUUCUGGGGGCUAAUAAUAUACAUAUUGCCGGAUUUGUGCAAUCUGUUAAAUGUGACGUCUAAACACAGCCUGGUGUGGGCCACUCCCAACAGGUGAUGAAUCGGCAAAGCAAAAUGAAUUGUACGUAUACUUAUCCUUCUAACGGCACACAAUUACUUUCUGUAGUGAGCCAGCUAGUCACUGCUCAGUCCAAGUAUGAUGGUGUCAGAUCGUCAUCAGAAGAGGUGUUAAUGUUGCACCGUCUUCUGAGAAAACAGUAUUAUAUGCCAGGGCCUCAUUUAUCCCUUAAUGUGGCCGUCAAUGCUUUGCGGAAACGCCGUUGCUCAGUAUUAACUAAUGGGGAUGAAAUCUCCUUUUAAGCAGGUAGUAUUUUCCUUGGAUUCACAGAAAGUGUUUCCUUUUUAAAGAGGUUGUAGCUGAGGUCACUUAGGGCUAAUUCAGACAUUGCCCUUUCCAAGAUGGACACUAUUUCCUCUUUCUUAAGGAGCGCCAGUGUAGUGGCUACAGUGUUGGAUUUAACGCAGUGGCACAUGGGUUCAAAUCCAGUGCCAAAGCAUUGGGGAGGGGGUAAGAAUGGGUAAACCUUACCAGGACCUCAUGGGUCUGGAGAAGUGUAAAAAGAUACAGGCACAAAGCAUGGGCUGUUCAUUACUAACACUCAAAUGCUCUUAAUAGAUGCAUGGAUUCUUCCCUUCCUACAUACCUCAUUUACUCUUAUCUUUCUCUCACCAUUGUGUCUUCUUGCAACCCUCCCAAUAAUAAUCGUACAAAAACAUAGAACAUUGAGCUCUGGAUAAAGCAUACCCUCUGCAAACAUUUAUACAGAAUAAAUAUAUUGACUAAUAGAACUUAUUCUCAGUUCAAAAAGGAUGUUUGUGCCAUGGCUGUUCCUUUUUCUUAAAAAACUGUGCGUCAUCUUCAUUUGAAUUGCCUUCUCUAAAUGCCAAGAAAACUGGAAUUAUAAAUUGCUUCUAGCCAUAUUUAAAAACUUAAACUAGGUCCAAAAUGUUGCAAUAUGGGGUUGGGGGUAAAUAUGUAAUUUGCAGAGAUCAGUUGGAAUUUGUCUGUGACAUCAUUUCCUUGAUGCAAAAUAGUGGGUGGGUGGGCCUGAUAGCUGCAUGCAGGGUUCAUUUCAAGGGGGAACGCACAGGAAUGCAGUUCCAGCAGGUCCCCAAAGAGGUCACAUGUCAGGUGGCCCUGCCCACCUGACUCUCAGCCAUUUUGGGCCCGUUUCUUCCUGGAUUGGGGCCGAAACGGCCCAGAUCGGGCCUCUGACAGGUGGUGGACCACACUCCCACUCAGCAGCAGCCCGAUCCUGACCAUUUUGGGCCCCUUUGGGGGCAUUUUCAGCCCCUUUUUGCCAUUUUGGGCCCAGUUUCGGUCCUGAAUGGCCAGGAUUGGGUCCAAAGCAGCCAGGAUAGGUGAUGCCAGGGGGUGUGGCAUAUGCAAAUCAGUUAUGCUAAUGACACAAUUCGGUGAUGUCAAGGGGCGUGGCAUAUGCUAAUAUGUUAUGCUAAUAUGUUAUGCUAAUGAAUUCCUCCAGCUCUUUUUCUGUGAAAUGACCCCGGGCUGCAUGGAAUACAGGCAGCCCCAGUAUCAGGGAAAUCUUUGGGAAGUCCAGAUUGAAAGCAGCUGAGCUUGAAUGUGUCGCUGAUGCAGCAAGCAAUGUGCCUGUGAAAUUGUGCUUCUGUACAGUACUGGUUCUUCUUAGUCUGAUCAGAGAAAUGUGCUGAGGCAGGGAGCAGUUCACUGUGGUGGACCUCCUGUAUGUCGGAGA
Molecule: messenger RNA, 4405 nt
Organism: Eublepharis macularius
Lineage: Eukaryota; Metazoa; Chordata; Lepidosauria; Squamata; Eublepharidae
Gene: RNFT2
Product: ring finger protein, transmembrane 2
Exons: 9
Coding region: 13-1359 (448 amino acids)
Biological process (GO): positive regulation of ERAD pathway
Molecular function (GO): ubiquitin protein ligase activity
Source: RefSeq, a predicted model, not a curated record